UACCAAGCCUGUUGUCAAGCUGAAAUGACGCGUUCCCCAUGGUUUCGACUAACUGCGCUUGCGCUCAAGAGACUUACCAUCAUGGCGGCGUCGUUACAAACAUAUGAGUUGAUUUUUGGCGUUUGAAAGACUUCAACAGUAAAAACAUAAGUGAACAUGCAUAGUGACAAGAAAAUAACCAAGGAAGACACAUGGAGACCAGCUGAUCUGAGAAGACACAUCAGGGAGGAAGGACUAGGUGAUGACUAUGUUAAGAAGCGAGAUGUCAAUGAGAGAAAGCACCGUGCUGGUGAAUCUAUAGAAAGACGCCGCAGAGACCCAGAGAAGGAGUCCAGACGAGAGAGAGACAAGCCCAGGGAUAGUACAAGGGAGAGAAGAGAUGGAGACAAAAAAGACAGAUAUGCAGAUCGACUGAAAGAGGGUUCUCUGGAUAGGAGAGGUGUUAAGGAAAGGGAUAGCAGAGAUGACAGGGAUAGAGAGAAGAGAAGGGAAAGAGACAAGUUGGUAGACGGAAAGAGAUACGAUGAUGAUUUCAAGAGGAAAGAAAGGGAGCAUGAAAAGGAGAGAGACAAGGAACGACAUAGAGAUAAAGAGACGGAAAGGAAUAGAGAAAGAGGCAAUGAGGAGGGCAAGGACAAAAGAAGGGAAGAGAGAGACAAGGAGAGACGGAGAGAAGAACGAGACAGAGAGCACAGGACUGAGAGGGAGAGACGGAGACACAAGGAAAGUGGAGAUGGAGAAAGAGAUCGAAUGGAAAAGCAGGAAAGAGAGAAGAAAGAUCGGCAUCGAGAGAGAGAGCGACCCAAAGAUGAAUAUGAAUUCAAGAGGAAUGACAAAGAAAGACAAGAGAGGCGUGCAGACAGUACGCGUUUGGAAAUGAAGGAGGAAAGAGUGCACAAAGAAGAACAGAGAAGACAUGGGGAGGAGAAAGAAAGGAGACCCAAAGAGAAAGGAUAUGAUGAAAAGCGGAAGCAUGACAGUGAACCCAGGGAGCAUCUAGACUUGAAGGGGUCAGGCAAAGAGGUCAAGUAUCAUGGGGGUGACACAGAUGGAGCAGAACGGGACCAACACAAAGAAAGAAGGCACAGAGAGGAGGAGAAACCAGAAAGAAAUCAGAACAGAGAUGGGACAAAGUCCAAGAAAGCAGCGUCUAGCAAAAGUCAUAAACAUGAGACUAAAACUGAGGAUGUAGCAAAGGUAUCUGAGCACCUGAGCAACGAUAUAGGAGAAACAGAGGAGCCUGUUGCCAAUGAUGAAGAUUUGGCUGACCAGGAAUAUGAGGAUGACUUUGAGAAACUGGAUUAUGAAGAGGAUUUUGAAGAAAUGGAUGAGAGCGCAAGUGAAGAUUUCGGCGACGAGGAGCCACAGCCUCCAGAGGUGGGUGAAGAGAGGGAGGAACUAACAGAACAAAAGAGAAAGGAAAUCCAAGCAAUUCAGAGAGCCAUGGAUGAAGAGAACGACAGAGUCGGAACCGCUCAGUCCAGACAAAUUCCGAGCAAAAAGGAGGAAGAAAGGCCUAAAUGGUCCGGAGGGUCUGAAAAGAGCCAGAGUAGAGCCUCCCCCCGUGGGAAGUUUAUCGACUUUGUGGCCGCAAAGCAGCGGGAAGUCAGCAAGAAAGUUGCCACAAAACAGAAGAAACGCAGCACAGAGCUUCUUCGCUUAAUUGAUCUGGAUUUCUCAAUGACAGUCUCAUUGUUGGAUCUGCCACCUGUUAAUGAAUAUGACAUGUAUAUCAGAACCUUUGGAACUGCAAACACUAAGCAGGCUUAUGUUCAGUGUAAUGAGGAUAAUGCAGACAGGGACAUCCAGACAGAGGAGAUAGAGGUGUGUGAGAAGUGGACGCAGCAUCCUCCAGAGCACAAUGGAGCCUGUGAGGAUCCAAACCUAUCCCAGGAAGCACGAGACAAAAGGGAAAUUAACUUUGAUUCGCGGCGUCUGACAGCAUUUCUGCGCUCCGCCUCUCAGGUCAUGGUUGUGCUGCUGGAAGAGGAUCGGGCUGAGAAAAACUCCCUGAGCAAGCCGAGGUCUCAGAGCGACACGCUGUCUUUCAGCGAUGGAAGAUUACAGCUCAACACUAAGUUGCCUUUUCUUUAUGGUCGCCGCAUCAGCCUGGUGCACUUCUCUCAGGUCCAGAGGCACACCAUGAUGUCAGUCCACAGCCCUACAACGAAGCCCAGUGCUGUGCGUCUAGACACCUGCACCAUCAUCUGUAUCUGGAACAUUUGGGAGCCGUCCAGACCUCAAAAAGUCCUUGUUUACGAAUCUGAGGUGCAGUGUUGCUGCUUCAGCCCUGGAAAGGCCAUAUUGGUGUUUGCAGGCACAUCAGUUGGCUCUGUGGUGCUGUGGGACCUGAGGGAGCACACUAGUGACCAUUAUAGUUUGAAGAUAGGGGAGGAUGAGUGGACUUUCCGACAUCCUACCUUCUCCACUGAUGCAGUGAUGGCCAGUUCCGGCCAUUUGUCAUCUGUGACGUCUGUAGAAGUUGUCCCCUCCACUGUAGCAGGGGGGCUGAGGCCAGAGGUCCCACUUUUGGCAUCUGAGGAAGAGUCGUCAGGAUUGUCAUUCCAGUUGGCUUCUCUGGAUGAAAUUGGGGUUUUAAACUUCUGGGUGGUAGUGGAACUCCCAAAAGCCAACAAGGCAGGCUCUCCAACAGAUCUAGGGCUCAGGCCCGGCGGCAAAGUAAAGUUACUUCACAGCUCCCAGCUCCUCACUGCUGAGAGGGUAUCGCCACGUGAUGCAGCGAAAACAGGGUUACAGACACUUAAUUUCAAAUUCCUUCCAACAGACUCCAAUCAUUUCUUUAUCGGCACCAACAUGGGUCUGGUCAAUCAUGAAACAAGUCACGGGUUGAAGGCUCCACCAAAGUUUUACAGGUUUCAGGAGGCCGGAGUCCGACCGGUGGAUGUCACCUCAAUCCACUUCUCUCCCUUCAGGCAACCAUUGUUCUUGGUGGGUUGUGGGGAUGGCAGCAUCAGGCUGCAUGCAGUCAGUCAUGAGCAACCCGUGGCAGAGUGGAAGAACAGUACAGCUGGUGAACCAGUGGUUUCACUGCAGUGGACCCAAACCAGACCAACAGUCUUCUGUGUGCUCGAUGCAGCCUCUAACCUCCACAUAUGGGACCUGCUGAAAAAUGACAGCGAGCCUGUGGUCACUGAAAGGAUGGACUCUGACAGGGUGACAGCCAUGGCUGUGUUUGGAGACUCGGGACAACAAAACACAUAUUCAGGAAUUGCACUGGCACACGAAUCAGGAAAUAUAGAAAUGCAGUAUUUCAAAAGACAUUUUACUGUGGCCAUUACUGCAGAAGAGGAGAAGUUGGAAAGUGUUAUGAUGGCAGCCUUCUGAAACAAUGCACCUUGUAUUUGGACUGAUGUGUGUGUUCAUUCAAAAUAUUUACUAAAACUCUGGAAGAGCAUAAAGAUCAAUUUAUAAAUCUUUUUUUGUUACAGUCACUUUGUAGUUAUGUCAUAUUUAAUUUAAAGACUAUUUGUAGACAAUUAAACAUCAACAUAGCUAUUAAAAGAAUGUGGCAGAAUACCAAUUUUCCUCUACAGGGGCCACAAUAUCAAUUAAUAUCCUCCAUUAAUACUGUACAUUAUAAGAAACAUAUUGUAAAUGCGUGUUGUUGAUGUAAAUAUUUGUAUUAACUUACUUAAUUUUUUAUACAAUAAACUGACUAUAUCCGUAUGUGUCCUCAACGGUA
This is a messenger RNA of Etheostoma spectabile (orangethroat darter), 3703 nucleotides long. RefSeq names its product dynein 2 intermediate chain 1 (gene dync2i1). The transcript has 24 exons. The record is from RefSeq and is a predicted model, not a curated record. NCBI's taxonomy places the organism in Eukaryota, Metazoa, Chordata, Actinopteri, Perciformes, Percidae. Gene Ontology annotation, biological process: intraciliary transport. Bases 157 to 3345 code for a protein of 1062 amino acids. Gene Ontology annotation, cellular component: cytoplasmic dynein complex. Gene Ontology annotation, molecular function: dynein light chain binding; dynein heavy chain binding.